Monomorium pharaonis (pharaoh ant) is the source of this 3696-nucleotide messenger RNA. RefSeq names its product DNA mismatch repair protein Msh2 (gene spel1). The record is from RefSeq and is a predicted model, not a curated record. Gene Ontology annotation, cellular component: nucleus; MutSalpha complex. Gene Ontology annotation, biological process: mitotic recombination; mismatch repair. The coding region runs from base 514 to 3279 and encodes 921 amino acids. The transcript is spliced from 15 exons. Gene Ontology annotation, molecular function: mismatched DNA binding; ATP binding; ATP-dependent DNA damage sensor activity. Lineage: Eukaryota; Metazoa; Arthropoda; Insecta; Hymenoptera; Formicidae.
AGUUAUUAUAAAAGAAAAGGCUUAACGUACAAAUGUGUCUUAUUGACAUUUGAUAUAAAUAUUUAUUAAUAAUUAUUUAAUGAAGAAAUUCUGUUGUUUAUAUGCAUCUCGAAUACAUACAUAUAUUACACAUAUGAUCAAACUCAAUAAACAUAAUGAACAAAAUUGAACUACUGUACAGAUAUCGGCAGGAAUGAUAUCCCUUGUCAAACAUACUCUGCACACAGCUCUUGGGGUAGUCCGGAAUAUGCAUUGCAUCCCAAAGGCAAGAACCAAUCGUGUAAAGAAUUUUACACAGGCCAAUUGAUACUAGCGCACCCUGAGCACAUCUCAAAAUACGGAAGUGCCAUAACCUCAAAAAGAUGAUCGUUUUACCGCCAUUCGCGUUUGUUUCGUUUGUUUGAUGAUCGAGAGUGUGCGAAGAAAAAUUUUGUAAAUUUUCAAUAGUGAUCCUUUGACAGCAAUCAUUGGUGUAUUUCGUUUAGUGCUCGUGUUGCAUUAUAUCUCGCAAACAUGGCAGUGCAACCUAACCAACAGUUCAACAUGGAUCCUCCUACGCAACAGAGCUUUGUCAGAUUUUUCAAAAGUCUUCCAGAAAAACUUGAUACCACGAUACGCUUCUUUAAUAGAUUAGACUAUUAUACGGUACAUGGAAACGAUGCUCUUUUUGCCGCACAAGAAGUAUUUAAAACAACGUCUGUUUGUAAAAUGAUUGGAGCUGAGCCGCAUAAAACGGAAGGAGUUAUUCUCAACAAAAAUCAUUUCGAGACAUUUGUGCGCGAUUUGUUAUUAGUAAAACAAUACAGAGUUGAAGUUUAUGUUAAUCAAGGCACGACUAAAAAUCAAAACUGGAUCUUGGAGUACAAAGGUUCGCCUGGCAAUCUGUCUCAGUUUGAAGAUAUCUUGUUCGGCAAUAAUGACGUAGCUGUGGGUGUAUCCGUAAUAGCUGUGAAACUGGGUACAGAAGGAAAGUCCAGAGUCGUUGGCUUAAGUUGUGUAGACGUCAUUUCAACCUUAAUUUCGGUCACUGAAUUUCAAGAUAACGAAUCAUUUUCGAAUUUAGAAGCGCUUAUUGUAACUCUCGCUCCAAAAGAAUGUUUGUUAAUUCAAGGAGAAGGCAGUUAUGAAUUUCAAACUCUCAAGCAAUUAGUGGAAAGAAAUAACGUGAUGAUUACUUUACGAAAAAAAACUGAAUUUGCCAGCGAUUCGAUUAUAGAUGACUUAAACACGUUAAUAAAAUUUAAAAAGGGACAAAAACAAAAUGCACAAUCGUUACCUGAAAUUAAUUUAAAUUUAGCUAUGAAUGCAACAUCUGCUCUUAUUAAAUAUUUAGACUUAACAUCAGAUGAAGGUAAUAUAAAUCAAUUUAAAUUGAAUCAAAUCGAGCAGUCACGAUAUAUAAGAUUGGAUUCUGCGGCAAUAAAAGCUCUUAACAUCGAACCACAUGCUGAUACAAUUUUCAACUUACAUGGAAAUCCAGUUGCCAGUAUUUUAACAUUAUUAGAUAAAUGUAGAACUGCGCAGGGACACCGAUUGAUCGCGCAAUGGGUUCGACAGCCUCUUAGGGAUUUAUCCUUAAUAAAGGAGCGACAUGAUAUUGUUGAGCUGUUAGUGCAAAAUAAUGAACUGAGAUCCGUUCUUAGUGAUGACUACUUAAAACGUAUACCGGAUUUGCAACAGCUUGGAAAGAAACUGGCUAGGAAGAAGUCGACGUUGCAAGAUUGUUAUAAAAUCUAUUUGUGUGUGUCAUAUUUGCCAAAACUAAUGGAACAGCUUUCGCAAGAACAUGUGAUAGCAUUGAAAACAAUGAUAAUAGAUCCAUUAAAGGAACUUAUAGAUGAUAUGGAUAAAUUUCAACAGCUGGUAGAACAAACAGUCGAUUUAGAUGCUGCUGAAAAGGGAGAAUUUAUGGUGAAUCCAAGAUUUGCAGAUGAUUUAAAAACCUUAAAAGAUGCAAUGGUUGAAACGGAAGAAGCCAUACAGCGACAACUGAAUAAGGCAGCGAAUGACCUUUGCUUAGAAGCAGGAAAAACGAUAAAAUUAGAAUCUAAUCAACAAUUCGGCUAUUACUUCCGUAUUACGUUAAAAGAAGAAAAAAUACUUAGGAAUAAAAAGCAUUACACCAUUCUGGAUUCUGUUAAAGGUGGUGUAAGAUUUCGAAACAAUAAAUUAAACGAAUUGAAUGAUGAUUUUAUAGAUACCAAAAAUAAAUACUUAGAGAGACAGAAAGAUAUUAUUGCGGAAAUUGUAGGAAUUGCAGCUGGCUAUAGUGACACAGUGCGUACUAUCGGUAGCGUGCUGGCAUGCCUUGACGUUCUCACUGCUUUUGCUUCUACAGCAAUAAGCGCUAAUAAGAUGUACGUACGCCCCAAAAUGGUCCCCAGUGAAGAGGGUGAAUUAAAUCUUAUUCAAGUCAGACACCCAUGUUUAGAAAUGCAACAAGGAGUUGAUUAUAUUGCUAAUGACAUCGAUUUUAAAAGAGAUCAAUGUCAUUUUUGCAUUAUUACUGGUCCAAACAUGGGAGGUAAAAGUACUUAUAUUAGAUCUGUUGGCGUAACUGCGUUAAUGGCACAUAUUGGCAGUUUUGUGCCUUGCGAUAAAGCAACUAUAUCGUUAUUGGAUUGCAUAUUGGCUCGAAUAGGAGCUGAUGACUCCCAGUUGAAAGGAUUGUCGACUUUUAUGAUGGAAAUGAUAGAAACUGCUGCUAUUUUAAAAACAGCGACAUGUAAUUCUCUUGUAAUAAUCGAUGAGUUAGGUAGAGGUACAUCUACUUACGAGGGUUGUGGUAUAGCGUGGGCAAUAGCAGAGCAUUUGGCGAGAGAUAUUAAAUCAUACUGUCUAUUUGCCACGCACUUCCAUGAAAUAACCAAAUUAGCCGAAGAUAUACCCACUAUAAAGAAUCAACAUGUUACUGCUCUUGUCGAGGACAAUAAAUUGACAUUACUUUAUCAAGUAAAGCUAGGGGUUUGCGAUCAAAGUUUUGGUCUUCAUGUCGCUAAAAUGGCUAAUUUUCCACCAGAUGUAAUAGAGUUCGCUAAAAGAAAACAAGCUGAACUUGAAGACUAUCAGGGCAUAGAUUUUGAAGGAUCUAAUAACCCUCAGAAGAAACAGAAGAUUAUUCAGGAGGGUGAAAUCCUUAUUUCACAAUUUCUCACGAAGUGUAAAACUUUGGACCAGUCUUUACCCGAUGCGGUCUUAGAGAGUCAGAUAUCAUCAUUGAAAGAAGACGUUCUCUCCCACAAGAAUCCUUACAUCGAAGCAUUACUCACUGCUUCUUAAACCGAAAAUUAUAUAUCACUCUAUGGAUACAUAAAUCAAAGAAUAUACAAGAUUUUUCUCAUUAUAGAUACUCAUUAGAAAUAAUAGUUUUAAAACUUUUAAUAUUAAUUUACAUAGAAAUGAAGAACUUAAUUUUACAGUUUCUUAUGAAAUGUAAAAGCUUUGAAUCCGUUUUUAUUUAAUGCUGUCCAAAAAAUAGUUAAGUCUUAUUGCUGAAGGAAAACAAGGUUUUCUCCUGCAAGAAUCCUUACAUCAAAGUAUUACUAGUUUUUCAAAUCAAGUAUUACACAUAUAUGUUGCAGAUACGAAAAAAGAAUUCAACCAAGCAGUAUUAUUUUUAGUCUAUAGAUUAACUGAAUCAAAUAUAAAGAAGAAAGAUGUAGAUAUUUUUCAUUAAAUAAAUAUUGUACAAGUGCA